UUUUCUUAGCGAGAGAGAGAGAGAGAGAGAGAGAGAGAGAGAGAGAGAGAAUGCAUCGACCAUCACCAUUGUUGAUCGUGUUAUCUGUGUUCUUCUUGCAAAUAUUCGAUCUCAGUUCACGGGUAGAUGCAUUGUACGGACCAUCAUCACCUGUGCUUCAGCUAAACCCCUCUAACUUCAAGUCCAAGGUUCUCAAUUCGAAUGGGGUUGUUUUAGUUGAGUUCUUUGCUCCUUGGUGUGGUCACUGCCAAGCACUGACACCUACAUGGGAAAAGGCAGCUACUACCUUGAAAGGUGUUGCUACUGUGGCAGCACUUGAUGCUGAUGCUCACCAGUCACUAGCUCAGGAAUAUGGGAUUAAGGGUUUUCCUACCAUCAAGGUGUUUGUUCCCGGAAAGCCUCCAGUAGAUUAUCAAGGAGCUAGGGAUGUCAAACCCAUAGCAGAAUAUGCCCUGCAACAGAUAAAGGGACUUCUGAAGGACCGGUUACAUGGAAAAGGUACUGGAGCAUCAAGUGAGAAAUCUGAACCUAGUGCAUCAGUGGAAUUGAAUUCACAUAAUUUUGAUGAAUUAGUGCUUAAAAGUAAAGAACUUUGGAUUGUGGAGUUCUUUGCACCUUGGUGUGGGCACUGUAAGAAGCUUGCUCCAGAGUGGAAGAAGGCUGCAAGUAACUUGAAGGGCAAGGUCAAGCUGGGUCAUGUGGACUGUGAUGCAGAGAAGUCUCUAAUGAGCAGGUUCAAUGUGCAAGGAUUCCCCACGAUCUUGGUGUUUGGCGCUGACAAAGACAGCCCAUUCCCUUUUGAAGGUGCUAGAACUGCCUCAGCAAUUGAGUCAUUUGCUCUAGAGCAGCUCGAAACAAAUGUUUCACCUCCUGAAGUGACUGAGUUGACUGGCCCAGAUAUUAUGGAAGAGAAGUGUGGUUCGGCUGCCAUUUGUUUUGUUGCUUUCCUCCCUGACAUUUUGGACUCCAAGGCUGAGGGAAGGAAUAAGUAUCUAGAGAUGAUGUUAUCCGUAGCAGAGAAGUUCAAAAGGAGUCCUUACAGCUAUGUUUGGGCUGCUGCUAAUAAACAGCUGGAUCUUGAAAAGCACGUGGGUGUUGGCGGUUAUGGAUACCCAGCUUUGGUAGCCCUCAAUGUGAAGAAAGGAGCAUAUGCCCCACUACGGAGUGCAUUUGAGCGUGAUCAGAUAGUAGAGUUCGUGAGAGAAGCUGGACGUGGUGGAAAGGGUAAUCUUCCCCUGGAGAGCUUGCCCUCGAUUGUGAAGACUGAGCCAUGGGAUGGUAAAGAUGGACAAAUUAUUGAAGAAGACGAGUUCUCCCUUGAAGAACUUAUGGGGGAAGAAUCUACGAGCAAGGAUGAGUAGUAACCGGUCAAGAUUGUAACGCUAAAGAGGAGAGUCUAGGUUAGAAAUGAUUUUGAUGUUACAAGCAAUGUGUCAGUAUCGCGGGAUUACAGAUGACUUGUUUCUCUAAUUUUAAAGCAUUUUCUUUCAAACAAGAAGUUUGUCCAGUUCUUUAUUUAGUUUGGCUCAAAUCUGAAAUGCUGAUUGGUACAACCGCCACUAUUAAGUUGUCGACACUUGGAAAACAUCAUGUAUUGCCAUCUAGCUGAAUCAAAAUAAUUACAAACUCAUAAUUUUUCA
Camellia sinensis is the source of this 1640-nucleotide messenger RNA. RefSeq names its product protein disulfide isomerase-like 2-3. Lineage: Eukaryota; Viridiplantae; Streptophyta; Magnoliopsida; Ericales; Theaceae. Gene Ontology annotation, cellular component: endoplasmic reticulum lumen. Gene Ontology annotation, biological process: response to endoplasmic reticulum stress. The record is from RefSeq and is a predicted model, not a curated record. Gene Ontology annotation, molecular function: protein disulfide isomerase activity; protein-disulfide reductase activity.